AUGUGCUGGCUCGCCCUUGAAUUUUUGCCCUGGCCAAGGGGGCGGCAGAUGUUGCUGCUGGACCCGCCAUGCGACUCCGUUCAGUUCUCCGGAACGUGGAAUGUCUUCGCCAUCUCACGCCUGCUCCAGAGGUUUCUUUCCAGUUGUGUAGCCCUGUGGUAUACGCUGGUUGACCGGGAGCAGGUCGCGGGUCUGUACAGCCAGGUCCAAAGCCUCGAAGCGUGCAGCGUUCUCGUGGCCGAGCUGCAGCUCGAGAAGUCGAGGCCGCGUGAAGCUGCCCUGCAGGGAUCGGGACAGUGGUGGUGA
This is a messenger RNA of Prorocentrum cordatum, 306 nucleotides long. NCBI's taxonomy places the organism in Eukaryota, Dinophyceae, Prorocentrales, Prorocentraceae. The record is from the annotation of a GenBank genome assembly.